AUCAAUCAGAGCCCUAGAAAAGGCAAUUUGCGCUUCGAUUCUUUGGCGAUGGCGACCGAGACGGUGUGUGCGAUCACCAGCGUGGAGUUGUGGCAGGCCAAGUUCAAGGAGGCGGAAGAGGGCAAGAAGCUGUUAGUGGUGGAUUUCACUGCGACGUGGUGCGGCCCUUGCAAGGCCAUAGCUCCGAUCUUCCUGGAGUACUCCAAGACGUUCACGGAUGCGAUCUUCGUCAAGGUGGAUGUGGAUCAAAUGCCUGCGAUCACUACCGAGUGGAAGGUCGAGGCGAUGCCUACUUUCCUCUUGAUCAAGGAAGGCAAAGUGGUGGACAAGAUCGUUGGAGCGGACAAGGACCAGUUGAAAAAGAAGCUCCAGCUCCACACUGGAGCUGGAGUGCACGCCUAGGCUAGUCAAGAAAAGAAUGGGACGAUUUCCAUACUACUAAGAAGUAAGCAUUCGUGCUUUUAAGUUUAUAGAAGAAGAAAACCUUUGUCGUUGAA
This is a messenger RNA of Selaginella moellendorffii, 497 nucleotides long. RefSeq names its product thioredoxin H5. The coding region runs from base 49 to 402 and encodes 117 amino acids. The transcript has 3 exons. Lineage: Eukaryota; Viridiplantae; Streptophyta; Lycopodiopsida; Selaginellales; Selaginellaceae. The record is from RefSeq and is a predicted model, not a curated record.